This is a messenger RNA of Penicillium antarcticum, 2139 nucleotides long. RefSeq names its product potassium channel family protein. Gene Ontology annotation, molecular function: potassium ion leak channel activity. NCBI's taxonomy places the organism in Eukaryota, Fungi, Ascomycota, Eurotiomycetes, Eurotiales, Aspergillaceae. The coding region runs from base 1 to 2139 and encodes 712 amino acids. The transcript has 3 exons. The record is from RefSeq and is a predicted model, not a curated record. Gene Ontology annotation, biological process: potassium ion transmembrane transport; stabilization of membrane potential. Gene Ontology annotation, cellular component: membrane.
AUGCAGCAUGGGUCUACGACAGUCGAGAUACCCACGGACGACGAGUCUGCCGGGCUGUCGCUGUGGGAACGGUUCAAGGGUCAUUUUCAUAUGAGGCCGGCUGAAGAUGAUGAGCCGCAGUCUUGGUGGAUUGCGUCUACGGCUAUUCCUCUUAUUGCUGCUGCCACUGGUCCGCUGGCUAAUGUUAUGUCGAUUGUUGCUUUGGUUCAGCCUUGGCGGAAUGAUAUUAUAUCCAAAACUGAGAGUCGUGCGGGUAAUUGGCUGCAGGAAGGGUAUCCAGAUCCUCAUUGGAUCACUGCUUCAAAUGCUGUUUCGCUUGUCUGUGGUAUUGUGGGAAAUGUCUUUUUGCUUUUCAACUUUACACAAGUCAUCCGAUACAUUAUUGCGUUGCCGGUUACCAUUAUUCUGUGGUUCAUUGCUACAGGAAUUCUCUGUGGGAUCACGACAUCCCUGAGUAUAUAUGCACCACCAAUUGGUCCUGACCAUGUCUACUCACAACCAUAUUGGAGUGCUGUGAUUGCGGCUUGUCUAUACUUCCUCUUGAGUGGCAUCUUGAUGAUCAACAUGCUAGGCUACUUCCUUGGAAGAUACCCGCAGCAUUUCGCACUUACCGACGAACAACGAACAUUGAUUCUUCAGAUGACUGCAUUUGUGAUCUGGCUAUUGAUUGGAGCGGCCAUCUUUCAACGCAUCCUGGGCAUCUCCUUCGCGGAUGCAUUAUACUUCUGCGAUGUCACCGUUCUGACAUUGGGAUUCGGCGACAUAACUGCCGUCACUCCCGUUGCUCGAGGUAUUAUCUGGCCAUAUGCAGUGAUAGGAAUCAUCAUUUUGGGAUUGGUUGUUGGAAGCAUCCACAAAUUUGCCCGUGAAGUCCACUACGACAAUGUGAUCCGGAAACACAUCGAACAGAAACGGGUAUCAACAUUCAAUCGAUCGGUCAGCUUAGACGAGUUCACAGCCUCCGAAAGGAAAAUCUCCAUCCGCGGUAAAGAAGGUAGCCCUCCAACUCUUACUCGACGGAAAUCCCAAAAUUCCAAUCCUCACCGCCACCAUCGACCAAUCCGCAACACAAUCAAUGCCAUGAUCACAGCCCGUCGGCCCAAACUACUUGUCAUGCGCGAAGAAAAAGACCGAUUCGACGCGAUGCGCCGCAUUCAAUACGAUACAUUGCGUUUCCGUCGCUGGAACGACCUCAUAAUCAGCAUAGUCGCAUUUGGAAUUGUAUGGACGUGCGGAGCAGUGGUAUUUUGGCAACUGGAACAGAUGUCAUACUUCGAAUCGCUGUAUUUUUGUUUCUGCUCACUAUUAACAAUCGGCUACGGCGACAUCACACCCCAAUCGAACGCAGGAAGACCCUUCUUCGUGCUGUGGUCACUAAUCGCCAUUCCGACAAUGACAAUGCUCAUCUCCCAAAUGAGCGAUACUGUCGUUGCAAGCUUCAAGCAUGGAACCGAUAAAGUUGCUGAUUACAUCGUUCUCCCCCAAUCGGGUAUCUAUCACUCCUUUUUAAUGAAGAUUCCCGGCGUUGCGAAACUCCUCGCGGCUCGGCAGAAAAAGAAGCGAUUGGAACGCGGGUUCGCGCUUGAAGGUGGCGAGGAUGGCAGGGUCGGUGAUAGACGCGAGGAUGAUGGUAUCAAUCGACCUACCCAUCCCGACAGGGUAGCUGGUGAACAUCCACACCGAACCCUCGAGGAAUUAGUUCGUGAUCCAUCACCCCUUGAACUAGCACAGCAGCUCGCCUUUGCCGUUCGUCGUACGACGGAACAUGCACGCCAGGGAAAACGGAAACGAUACUGCUACGAGGAAUGGGUUGAAUUCACGCGGUUGAUUCAGUUUACGGAUCCACGGACGAGGCCAUCUUCUUCGGGGCAAUCGCCCGGCAGGCAGGAUUCGAAUAUGGAUGAAGAUGAGUAUGGGCUUCUGAACUGGGAUUGGAUUGGUGAGAAUAGUCCCAUGUUGGCUACGCAGACGGAGCCUGAGUGGGUUCUGGAUCGGUUGUGUGAGAGCUUGAUUCGGUAUGUUUCGACUCAGGAGAGUCGUAAUGCCGGAGAAGAGAAAGAAGAAGAUGGUGGUGGUGCUGAUUCGGAGGAGGUGACUCUCAAGAAGGAGAGGGAUAUUGGAUUGGAAGAUCAUGAAUGA